Messenger RNA from Antrostomus carolinensis (chuck-will's-widow), 1090 nucleotides. RefSeq names its product collagen alpha-1(XIX) chain-like. The transcript is spliced from 9 exons. The record is from RefSeq and is a predicted model, not a curated record. The annotation marks the transcript as partial. Lineage: Eukaryota; Metazoa; Chordata; Aves; Caprimulgiformes; Caprimulgidae.
UCAGAUUUGUAGCUGAUUGUUCACAUGUGUCCAGGAGGAGAUGAAGUACAUUGGAUCCUGCAUAGUUUGGCUUUGUAUGACAGUCUUCCUCCUCCUUCCUGUCUCUACUUCUGUGGCUGUCAGUGACCAGACAGGUGCCGUGUGUCCUUUAAUGAAAACAGUUGUCCAUCAUCUCAAACAAAUCAACAGAGACAGUCUUGGUGUUUCAGGGUUCGAUCUGGCAGAAAGCUUUUCUUUGAGGCAAACAACUUGUGGAGGGGAAAAAAUCUGUUUUAAACUGGGAAGCGCUCCUCUCGUCAGAGACACGAAGCAAGUAUUUCCAAAUGGGCUUCCUGAGGAAUAUUCUCUGGUUACUACGUUCCGUGUACGGCGGAGUACAAAGAAAGAGCGUUGGUAUAUAUGGCAAGUUUUAAAUCAGUAUGACACACCUGAGAUCUCUAUCCUUCUCGAUGGUACAAAAAAGGUUGUGGAGUAUAUGACCAAAUCUGCUCAGGGAAAUAUACUGCAUUACACGUUUAAGAGUCGAGAAAUUUAUCCAUUGUUUGAUCGGCAGUGGCAUAAGCUUGGUAUUAGUGUGCAGUCAGGGAUCAUUUCCCUCUAUUUGGAUUGUAAUUUAAUUGAGAGAAAGCAGACUGAUGAAAAAUUCACCAUUGACUUGCAGGGAAGGACUCUGAUUGCUUCCCGUGCUGCAGAUGAUAAGCCUGUAGAUAUUGAACUUCACCGCAUAACAAUUUAUUGUAAUCCAAAACUUGUAACAGAAGAUGCAUGUUGUGAAAUAUCUGCAGACCUAUGCCCACGUGAGGAGAGGUUACUUACUACAACUUCAUCACCAGUGACUGCUCAUACCAGCAAAAUAUACACACUUCCAGGAAUGCAGCAAGAAUCUAGAGAGAGAUGCCACUGCUUUCUGAAUAAAGGAGAAGCAGGAUUGCCAGGAGUAGCUGGUUUGCCAGGCCAGAAAGGAGAAAAAGGCGAAAAGGGAGCAACUCGAAAUAAGUGUUGUAACUCAGACAGAGAGACAGUGGAUAGGAAUUCUGAGUUCAGGGAUUGGAGUUUGACAGGAGGAUACCUGGAAUGUCCUAAUCCAGAG